Closterium sp. Yama58-4 is the source of this 984-nucleotide messenger RNA. Lineage: Eukaryota; Viridiplantae; Streptophyta; Zygnematophyceae; Desmidiales; Closteriaceae. The record is from the annotation of a GenBank genome assembly.
AUGAGUGGAGAGGAGGUGGAGAAUGGCGUGGUGGCGAUGGUGGGGGUGGUGGCUCAGAUGGUGCUGGAGGUGUGUGGGGAGCUGCAGGAGGAGGGCGAGGAGGAGUGGGAGAGGGUUGAAGAGAUUGCUGAGAGGUUGGAAGAGGUGGAGGGAGAGGAAGAGAAGGGAGAUGAGGUGCGUGAGGAGGAGGGCGAGCAGGAGGAAGGGAAUGAGGGGGAGGAGGAGGAAGGGGGGCUAUGGAGGAAGAAGCGUGAGCAACAGAGGCACGAGCUACAGAAGCAGCGGUGGCAGGCGGGGCAGCAGGGCAGGGACGUGCGAGCAUGCCAGGCCAUGCUCCUCUCCUUCCUUGAUCAGCUCAUCGCCCAACACCCACUGCUGCUCCGCCUCCUCACCUUCCAGGGCUUUUCGCUCACAUGUGUACCUCCCCUGGUUGCAGCCUCCCCAGCCACGCGCUCCCUUCUCCCAGCGCUCGCACGGGAGCUGCUGCAGCAGCCAAUCAUGUCGCGCCAGCUCAUGGCCGUGGCUCUGGUGGCCGAGUAUGCUGUGUGCUGCAGUGCUGCACCCGACGCUCUGCCCCUCGCCUCCCAUGUGCUGCAUCUGCUCGCGAACACCCUCACCCACACGGCCGCUUCCACCGACUUCCUCUCCUUGUCUGUGCCCCCCGCGUUCCCCUCCCCUCUGCCCCCCAAUCCACGCCAGGUGCUUCAUCUGCUCGCCCACACGCUCACCCACACGGCCGCUGCAACCGACUUCCUCUCCUCCACCCUCCCCUCUGCUGUCAGAUGUGCUGUCGCCCUCCCCGCCCUCACCCCCGCUACAGUCACGCUCCUGCGUGACUGUAUCAGGGUGGCGGGACCCCUUCUGCCCCACCUCCCACCACAAGUCCCUGUGCUCUUUGCAGCAGCGGAGGCAGCUUGGGGAGUGCUGGUCAGGAGCUUGACUCGCACAGCCUCCAUUUCCCUCCGUUUUCUGCAAUUGUCCUAA